AACGUUGAGGCAACGUGAUUCGCCAAUGACAGCUGAAUGUGCUGAACACUGAGAAACUACUGAAGUUUUCAUCUAUCGUUUCAUGAAGAAUGGCGCUGAAUAAAUCCAUGCAUCCCCGAAACCGUUACAAGGACAAACCACCAGACUUUGUUUACCUGGCCUCCAAAUAUCCUGAAUUCCAGAAGCACGUGCAGACCACACUGACCGGCAGAGUUACGCUCAACUUUAAAGACCCAGAGGCUGUCCGGGCCCUCACAUGCACCCUGCUGAAAGAGGAUUUUGGCCUAACCAUCGAGAUCCCCCUGGAACGGCUCAUCCCCACCGUCCCGCUCCGCCUCAACUACAUCCACUGGGUGGAGGACCUGAUCGGGGGGCAGGGAAACCCGCAGAGGGGCAUUGACAUUGGUACUGGAGCUUCCUGUAUUUACCCCCUUCUAGGAGCCACAAUGAAUGGCUGGUUCUUCCUGGCCACAGAAGUGGAUGACAUCUGCUUUAAUUAUGCAAAGAAAAACGUUGAACAAAACCACCUGGCAGAGCUCAUUAAAGUGGUGAAAGUCCCCCAGAAGACUCUCCUGAUGGAUGCGCUGAAGGAAGAGUCCAUUGUCUAUGAUUUCUGCAUGUGCAAUCCUCCAUUCUUCGCCAACCAGUUAGAAGCAAAGGGAGUGAACUCGAGGAACUCGCGCAGACCUCCACCCAGCUCCAUCAACACCGGGGGCGUCACUGAGAUCAUGGCAGAGGGUGGAGAGCUGGAGUUCGUCAAACGGAUCAUCCAUGACAGUCUGCAGCUGAAGAAGAGGCUCAGGUGGUACAGUUGCAUGCUGGGAAAGAAGUGUAGUCUGGCUCCUUUGAAAGAUGAGCUGCGGAAACAAGGAGUUGCUAAAGUAACACACACAGAGUUCUGUCAAGGGCGGACCAUGCGCUGGGCCCUCGCCUGGAGUUUCUAUGAUGACGUACCUGUACCUUCUCCGCCCUGUAAGAAGCGUAAGCUGGAGAAGGCCCGUAAACCCCUCACCUUCACCGUCCUGAAGGCCACAGUGGCAGAGCUGCAGGCUCAGACGCCUCACAGCAGCCCUACAGAGAGUGUGUCUGCCUGGCUGGAGAACAUCCUCACUGACCUCAAGGUCCUUCAUAAGCGUGUUCCUGGUGGAGAAGUGGAGCUGAGCCUCUUCCUGACAGCUGUGGAGAACACCUGGAUCCACAGCCGGCAAAAAAGAAGAGAACAGGGCCGACAUCUGCGAGAGCUACCCAGAGCACAGGAGCCACCCUCAGAAGAAACCUCCGUCACAGAGCAGCAGCAGCAGCCGGACAUCCCGCCGGAGUCUCCUGCAAACGCAGAAGCACUGCAGCACUUCCUUUUCAAGUGCCUGGUGAACGUAAAGCAGGAGGAGGAGAAGGAUGUGCUGGUGGAGAUGCACUGGGUGGAGGGCCAGAAUAAAGACCUGAUGAACCAGCUCUGUACCUGCUUAAAGAACGCUCUCUUCCGACAGGUAGCCAAGCCCACCUGAACAGCACACACACACACACACACACACACACACUGAUCAUUCUGCACAUAAACACCAUCCACAAUGCUGGAAAACCGAACUGCAAGUCAAAAGUUAAUCGUUACUGCACCAACUGAUGUUUUUUAUAAGACACUGAACAAAGUUUUACUAUGUUUGUAAUAAAAA
Danio rerio (zebrafish) is the source of this 1670-nucleotide messenger RNA. It is a transcript of the gene mettl16, whose product is annotated as methyltransferase 16, N6-methyladenosine. Gene Ontology annotation, cellular component: nucleus; cytoplasm. NCBI's taxonomy places the organism in Eukaryota, Metazoa, Chordata, Actinopteri, Cypriniformes, Danionidae. Gene Ontology annotation, molecular function: methyltransferase activity; mRNA m(6)A methyltransferase activity; U6 snRNA (adenine(43)-N6)-methyltransferase activity. The record is from RefSeq and is marked provisional. Gene Ontology annotation, biological process: mRNA processing; RNA modification; positive regulation of mRNA catabolic process.